Molecule: messenger RNA, 5146 nt
Organism: Diospyros lotus (date-plum)
Lineage: Eukaryota; Viridiplantae; Streptophyta; Magnoliopsida; Ericales; Ebenaceae
Exons: 12
Coding region: 155-2542 (795 amino acids)
Cellular component (GO): nucleus
Molecular function (GO): mRNA binding
Source: RefSeq, a predicted model, not a curated record
GUUUCACUAACCUUCUCUCUUUCUAGGGUUUCUCGAUUUUCGUGUAUAAUCAUCAGUUCGUUCCGGUCUAGCGGUAGCUUUGGGGCUUUAGUUUUGUUCAAUUCAGAAGUUUUUGUGAAGAUUUGAGGCCUUUGGUUCAUAGAUCUGUUGAGCAAUGCCUCCGAGAUCGGCGAAGAAGACCCCUCCUGGGCCAGGGAGCAAGCGAGGAGGGAGAGCCACCCGCGGGACUCCGAAGGCUGUACAGGAGCCGGUGAAACUUCAGGAGGAGGUUACUGUUGAGGUUAAAGAGGAAGGUGCUAAAGUCCAAGAGGUUGUUGAAGAAAAACCAAAGCUUGUGCCUGAAACUCGGCCGGAGCCGGAACCGGAGCCGAAGCCGAAGCCAGUGGCUGAGCCUAAACCGGAGUCAAAACUGGACUCGAGGGACUCGAUUUAUGAAAAGAAGGAGGAUGAAGUGAAAGAAUCUGUGGAUGAAUAUGAAAAGGGUGAGCGGUUGGAUUUGGAGGAUAAUGAGCCUGAAUUUGAACCUGAAGAAUAUGGUGGUGUGGAUUAUGAUGAGAAGGAGAUUGAUCAGGAAGAUGCUCAAGAAGAGGGCGAUGAAAUGGAGGAAGAGGUGGAUGGAGACAUAGGUGAGGAGGAAGAAGGUGAUGGUGUAGGGGAUGAUUUGGAAGACGCUCCUGAGGAACUUGAAGCUGAUGAGGAUGAGGAACAUCCUGGAGAGGAGCAUGGCGGUGAGGUUGACGCAGACGAGGAAGAGCACCAUGAAGUUUUUAAGGAGAGGCGCAAACGCAAGGAGUUUGAAGUUUUUGUUGGAGGCUUGGACAAGGAUGCUACUGAGGAAGACCUCAGGAAAUUAUUCAGUGAGGUUGGUGAGGUGACAGAGGUCAGACUAAUGAUGAAUCCUCAGACUAAGAAGAACAAGGGCUUUGCAUUUUUGCGUUUUGCUACAGUUGAACAAGCAAAACGAGCGUGUGCUGAGUUGAAAAAUCCAGUGGUCAAUGGUAAGCAAUGUGGUGUUACACCUAGUCAAGAUAGCGACACCCUCUUUUUGGGUAACAUAUGCAAGACAUGGACAAAGGAAGCUUUGAAAGAGAAGUUGAAGCAUUAUGGAGUUGAGAGUAUCGAGGACUUAACAUUGGUUGAAGACAGUAAUAGUGAAGGAUUAAAUCGGGGCUUUGCCUUCUUGGAGUUCUCUUCUCGUUCAGAUGCUAUGGAUGCUUUCAAGCGUCUGCAGAAAAGAGAUGUAAUAUUUGGAGUAGACAGGCCUGCAAAGGUUUCCUUUGCAGAUUCCUUCAUUGAUCCUGGUGAUGAAAUCAUGGCUCAGGUUAAAACUGUGUUUGUGGAUGGACUGCCUGCAUCAUGGGAUGAGGAUCGAGUCAGGGAGCUUCUCAAAAAAUAUGGAGAAAUUGAGAAGAUUGAGCUUGCUCGUAAUAUGCCAUCUGCCAAGAGAAAGGAUUUUGGUUUUGUUACAUUUGACACCCAUGAUGCUGCAGUCAUGUGUGCUAAAAGCAUUAACAAUGAGGAGUUGGGUGAAGGAGAAAACAAGGCAAAGGUGAGAGCUAGAUUGUCCAGGCCUCUCCAGAGAGGGAAAGGAAAACAUGUUGCUCGAGAUUUUCGACCUGGACGUGGCCACGCACGAGCCACCAGGGCUCCUUGGAGUCGUUCAGUUCCUCGUAGCCUUCCAGUGCGUGGGGCUAGAGGAAUUGGAGGUCGUCUGCCACCUGCUGCUGAUCGUGGGAUGAAGAGGCCAGUUGGACUCAGGGAUAGACGUCCUGUAAUGGCCAUGCCAGUGAGAGGCAGGCCCAUGCCACCUCCAUCAAGGUCUUAUGAUAGGAGGCCACCUGUGCCUUCAUACCCUAAGAGUAGCUUGAAGAGGGAUUAUGGCCGGCGUGAGGAGCUCCCACCUAGGGGAAGAGCUCCUGUUGAAUAUGCUUCCAGGAUUGCCCCAGAGAGGCGACCAUCAUAUAGGGAAGACUAUUCCUCUCGUGGAUCUGGAUACUCAGAUUUCCCUAGGACUACAUCACGUGCUGCAGCAAGGAGACCCUACACGGAUGAUGGGUACGGGCAAAGGUAUGAAAGGCCUCCACCAAGCUACCGAGAAGGUCGUGGUCGUGAAUAUGAUCAUCCUAUAUCUGGAUCAAAACGCCCAUAUAGUGCAAUGGAUGAUGUACCUCCACGCUAUGCUGAUGCUGGAGUACGCCAGUCGAGGGCACGUUUAGAUUAUGAACUUGGCGGUGGCGGUUCCCAAUAUGGGGAUACUUACAGUGACAGACUUGGGAGAUCUGGUAUGGGAUAUGGCAGUAGCAGAACUUCUCUUUCCAGCCAGGAUUCACAUGGGCUUUAUAGUAGUCGCCAGGGUAUGGGUUAUGGUGGAGGCUCUUAUGGUGGUAGUGAUGUUGGUGGGAUGUACUCAUCAAGCUAUGGUGGUGAUUAUAUGUCUCGUGGAUCGGAUGUUGGCGGUAGUUCUUAUUCGUCGCUGUAUCCUAGUCGUGGCAUGGGCGGUAGUAGCUACAUGGGCAGUGGUGGGUCUGGAUCAUACUACUGAGAUUUAAGUUGACAAGAGGUGCUGUAGGAUGGGAGUGUUUGAAGGUUGUGCUUCCGCACCACUUUGGAGAAGCAUAUCGCGAAGCAUAAGUAGCCUGUUUCUCACACCUGUGAGAAAUGUGUAGCUUUGAUUAAGGGGAUCUAUUACUUCUGGCCAUUAUAGAUCUAAAGUUUGGAAUCUUAUUUUCUGCUGUAAGGAAAACCAAGUUGUUUAGAGAUUGAAUAUUUGGUAUGUGGUUUUUUUUGAGAUGCAAGUUUUUACCACCCUUGCCAUUUAAGAUUUUACCUUGUGGACAAAGAGGAGACAUUCCAACAGUCUUUCAAUGGAAUAUUGUGGUAAAUGUUUUGAGGUGGCUUUUAAUGCGGUGAAGGAACUUUGAAAUAUGUUACUGAAAUUGCUGGGCAAGUAUCAGCUGAGAAUGCUGAAGGCCUGAAAGUAUGUACCAAGUAAUUCUAUUUCCAGUUUCAUGGCCUUUAAAAACAAUAUUUUAAGGUGAUUAUAAUGCUCAAGGAAUUUUUGAACAUAUUGUUACACCGCAACUAUUGGAUUAUAUAAGCUAAGAAGGCUGAAGGCUUGAAGGUUGUUUUGACUAAUUCUAUUUCUUCUCAUUCCUUUGAACACUAUUAUGCUGAAAUCAAUGGAUAUGCAUCAGCUUUAGGAAUGCUGAAGGCUUGAAGUCUGCUUUGACUAAUUCCUUUUCCACUUUCAUUGCCCUUGAGAACACAUUGAAAGAACUUUGAGCAGUAACCAGGAAAGCAAACCGUGUUUGUUAUAUUAUUUGUCCUAGACAAGCCAGGAAAUUAACCAUGGAGAGGUUAAUUCUAAUGGUAUACCCUUAGAACUGGCUUGACUUGUAUCUCCACUUAAUUAUGGAGAGGUUAAGAUGCCCUUGGAACUUCAGUAUUAUCAGGAGAGAUCACUGCUUGUGUUAUAAACUCAAUUGGCAUCCUUGUCUGUUUAACUGGUAUUGCUUUUCAAUGACAUGAUUUACUAAAUCUUUUUGGACCAAUAAUUUUUUGGGCAAUUUCUUAGUUAAAAGAACCGUAGGUUGUAGUUAUGUCAUUCUAAACUAUGGAAUGGAGGCUACUCAGUUCUUAGGCAAAUAGGAGAGCCUGGUUUUAUAAACUUGCUGCAUGCCUCCUCAAACUUGGAUCAACCCAGAGAUGUGUUUGAACACAACCAUCUGUUUCUUUUGGCAUUUUGGAAGCCUUUGGUGCUUUUCCUAAGCUUUUGAGCCCAGUGAUCUACAGUUUCUUGGCUUCACAAUGUGUUAUAUUUGUCAGAUGCGCCAAAAAGUUUGAAGACAAAAAUUUGUUGUCCCUUGUCUCGAACAAUUUAAAAUGUCAUCACUGGGAUUUUGUCUGGCUUUUUUGUGGUGCACGACUACAUUGGAAAGACAUGGAAAUGAAGACAGAACUUGGGCUGCCUUCUUUAAUUGUUUUAAAUUUUGUAACCCUCUUUUUCCUCCAAAGAGAAGUAUCUCAUUGCAAGGAGCAAAGACUUUGUAAGGGGCUUGCUAUGUUGGGAGAAAUAUGUAUCUUUUUACAUUGAAUUAAAGAAGUGAUGGGGAAACAAAAAUUAAACGUGUAUUUCACUGGGAGAAUGCACGUGUUGGCACAAGGUUUUAGAGGUUCAACGUUCUUAAAGAGCCACAUUUAUGCGGCAUAGAAAAUAUACUGUGUUGUUCUUUAAGUCUCAAGUUGCCUGUCCUUUGGAAGGGAUGACACCAACUAGGAGUGCAUUUGGCAUGACAUUUGAGACUGUUUUAUGUUAGAUUGUCCAUUGCUCAUUUUUGAGCGGGUGGGUUGACUUCAGAAUAGCUAGUUGCCUGCAGUAGAUGAGGCAUCCGAGUUGGAUUGGAAUUUGUUGAUGCUUAUGGUUUAGUGCGUAGCAGUCUUCAUGCUUUUUUUUUUUCUUUUUCCUCUGAAAGGCCCUUGCUUUCAUAGGCUUUCAAUUAGUAGGGCUUCAUCAUUUUUUCUUUGCAAAUUGGCUAUCGUUUUCUGCCCAGGUUAAAACUAGAGCACGUGUGUACUUUUGUUGCUUGUUGGCGGUUAUCAUUUUUGGUUAAGAAGACUUAAAGAGAGGCCCUUAAAUGUUUUUUCAGCAUCCGCUCUUUCUUUUUUCUUUUUUUUUUAAUUACAAAAAACAAAGAAAGACUUCUCUUAAAGCUUUGGGCAUGCAUAUAGGAGUUUGCCUCAACAUCUUUGAUGAUCUCCUUUUCUGGGUACGUGGGCAUGUUAGUUUCUAGGUUAAGUACAUGUCAUGUCCUGUAUUCUAGAGUUAGGUAAUGUUAAUGUUCUUGGCGGGUGGUUGUGUGGUUAUGAGAAAUGACAGAUCCUGAUGGGGGAGACGCAUUUGUACCUCUGAAGGUGUCUCUUCUCUUGUGCAAAUGCUGCUGCGACUAGUGGUGAUAGUUGUUGCAUUUUCUCCGGCGGUCUCAGUUCCCCUCGUAUUCUGCUAUGAUUUGCACUAAUAAUAUGUUUUGGUCGUCUUUGAAUUGGGUUUUUGUAUAUCUCUCUAGUUCUUGUUUUCAUGUGAACAGAGAUUGCCAAUAUCGGCGGCAUUUGCCACCAAAGAAAAAGAAUAAACUGUGAAGCUUCCUUU